AUGCGAAUGUCCAACACAAGCUCAACCCUCGCCAUGCCAAACUGGGUUAAAUAUCUACAAUCCUUCAAUUUUGUCUCGAAGUACAAAACUGGAAAAUCAAAUAUUGUUGUGGAUUCAUUAUCACGAUGUUACUCCAUAUUGUCCCUAUUAGAUGCCAAAGUACUUGGUUUCAAUCAUAUAAAAGAGUUGUACGUGGAUGAUCCAGAUUUUGCAGCCAUAAUUACAACCUUUUCAAAUGGGACAUCAAAUGCUCAAUACUCUAUGCAAGAUGGGUUUCUUUUCAAAGGUAAUCGUCUAUGUAUUCCCAAGAGCCCCAUUCGGAAAUUAUUGGUGAAAGAAGUCCAUAGUGAAGUCUUAGCUGGUCAUUUAAGAAUUAACAAAACUAUUGAUAUAUUAUAG
This is a messenger RNA of Amaranthus tricolor (Joseph's coat), 399 nucleotides long. RefSeq lists its product as uncharacterized. Bases 1 to 399 code for a protein of 132 amino acids. NCBI's taxonomy places the organism in Eukaryota, Viridiplantae, Streptophyta, Magnoliopsida, Caryophyllales, Amaranthaceae. The transcript has a single exon. The record is from RefSeq and is a predicted model, not a curated record.